AUGACAAGUCGAAUAAAUAAGAAUGAUAAUAAUAAUAACAGUACUAAUAAUAAUAUGAAUAAGACUAAUAAUAAUCAAUCAACAACAAAAUUUAAAUUGGGGGAUAAUAUACAUUUUGAAGUAUCCAAUGGUAUAUCCAAUACAAGUAAUAAUAAUACUGCUACAACUACAAACAAAAAACCAAUUAUUAAUUUAAAUUCUUCAAAACAAUCUCAAAAUACUCCAUUAAAUGAUUCAUCUGAUUCCAAACAAAAGAAAAAGAAGAAUUUAAAAAGUAAUAAAUCAUCAACUAAAAUAUCAACUUCACAAGCUCAUUUAAAUAAUCCUAAUGAUGACUAUCCUACUUCAAGAGUCAUAAAACAAGCUCCAAAUGGUGAUGUAAUUGUUGAAAAAAUGGAAAAUGAAGAUGAAGAUGAAGAAGAAGAGGAAGAAGAUGGAUCAGAGGACGAAGAUGAAGAUAUUGAUCAUCAACAACACAAUCAUCAUCACCAUCAUCAUCAUCAUCACCAACAAGGUAAUAAUCUCAAUAAUCUAAAUAAGAAUGGAACCCAUCAUCCGAACAACCAUAACGUAAAACGAAAUAGCCAAGAUGCUCAUAAUAGUUUAUGGGAUUCUGCAUCAAUUGAAGAACAAGAAAAGUUAAAAGAGUUUUGGGAAUCAUUAGCUGAGACUCAAAAAUUAGAACUUGUUAAAAUUGAUAAACAAUCAAUAAUGAAAAUGUUUAAAAAUGAAACAAGACAACAUUUACAACAACUUUCACAGCAACUGAAUAAUAACAUGUCAAACAAUAAUAACUCAAACAAUUGUGCUUGUAAAUAUUGUGGAAGAAGAAAUAAUAUAAUAGAAGAAGAAUUGGAAAGUAUUUAUGAUAAUCAUUUUGAUGAUAUUAUUGAUUUCAUUCAUGAAGUUCGAGAUAUAAAUGAUUUAAAUGCAUUACCAGGUUUAUUAUUUGGAGGAUUUCAUAUGUUGGAAGAAGAAAGGAGAUUACAAAAACGAAAACAAAUUCAUAUUGAAAAUUUAGAAAUGGCUAAAAAUUCAAAUCAACGUAAUCAAUCUCAAAUUGAAGAAAUUAGAUCACAAAUGGAUAAAUUAAAAAUGGGUCCAAAACCUUCAGGUCAAUCAAUGAGUGCAUCAAAUAACAAUUCAUCAUCAUCUACCGGCAACACUACUACAAUUGGACAAAAUAUUAAUCUACAUUCCAAAAAUCAAACUCCACUGAAACAACCUCAUGCAAAUGUUCAAAUAAGUGCAACUUUCCAAAGUUCAAAUCCUGCAGAAACUCAAUUAUUUAAUAAAUUACUUGAUCCUAAAUUAUUUGAAGCAUUAGAAAGUUUAGAUUUACAAAAGAUGAAAGAAGUUUCACAUUUUGAUCCUAAAAAUGCAGCACAUAUAAACAUGUUGGAAAAAGCAGGUUCAUUAAGAGAAAUUGUACGUGAUUUACAUAGUGUUGAUCGUAAUCAUUUGGAAAAAGGAAUGUCAUAUGUUCAAAAUAUGGGGAAAUUUUUUUCAAAUAUUGCAAAUUUAGAUCCAAAUAAUCCUGAAGAUGCAGAAAAAAUAAUGGCUGGUCAAUUAAAUGAACAAUUUAAUCAAGGUCUAUCAUCUUUUGCAGAAGAUUUAUUGAAAAAUGAUGGUGACUCUUUCAUUAGUAUGAUGGAAGCACUUUCAGAAUCAAGAUCUGCUCGUGAAGAGUUAUUAAAAGAAAAGCCAACCCCAACAAUUUUGAAUCAAUUACAACAACAAUUACCACCACAAUCUACUCAAUCUCAAACGAAACAAGCUCAAAAAGCUCAAUCACGUUGGGUUGAUGAAGAUGAUGAACAUACUCAUUAUCAUUGCACACACCACCAUCACCACCAUCAUCAUGAUGACGAUGAUGAAUAUGACGAAGACGAUGAUGAUUACGAUUAUGACGAUGAAGAUGAAGAAGAUGACGAAGAUGAUUUAGAUGACGAAGAUUUAGAAGAUGAUGAUAUGGAUGAUAAAGAUGCAAGUGAUACAGAGUCAGAAAUAUCAGAAGAAGAAAAAAUGCAAGAAAUUCGUCGUUUAUUUUUAAUUCAAGUUAUAAAAUUAUUUCAAGAAAGAUUGAAAAGUGCUUACAAGGAGAAAGUGUCAAAAGAUAAUACUCAAAAAUUAAUUGAGGAGUUGGAAGAAGAAGAAAAAGCCAAAAAGGAACGUGAAGCCAAAAAAAUGAAACAAAGGGAAAAAGCUAAAGAAAAGAAAAGGCUACAACAAUUGGCUAAAGAAGAAGAAAAAAAGAAGAAAGAAGAGGAAGCUAAAAAAGUUGAAGAGCAAUUAAAAGCACAACAAGAGAAACUCAAAUUGGAACAAAAGAGGAAAAAAGAAGAAGCUAAGUUGAAACGUGAAGAAGAAAAGAAAAAGAAAUUGGAAGAUGCCAAGAGGAAAGAGGAAGAACAUAGGAAAAAAGUUGAAGCUCAACGAAAACGUGAAGAAGAAGCCAAGAAAUUGAAAGAAGAGCGUCGUAAGAAAGCAGAUGAAGAAAGAAAAGCUAAAGAAGAGGAAAGGAAACAAAAGGAAUUGUUGAAAAAACAAAAGGAAGAAGAAAGAGAACGUUUAAGAAUAGCUCGUGAAAAACAAUUGGCUCAAGAAGAAGAACAAGCUGCUGCUAAUGCAAGUUCUUCUGCCACUAUUGCAACUGAAAGAUCAAGAGAACAAAGAUAUUCAAACCGUUCUUCUUUAGUUAAUGAUAUUGAUGAUGAAGAUCUUGUUAGACAAAUUGAAGAAGAAAAAUAUAAACUUUUAAAUGGUUCAGCAAUUGCAAAUUCGACUAAUCAACAACAAUUACCACCACAACCUCAUCAAAUGUAUCAAGCAAGACCAAGUUCACUAUCAAGUACUUCUUCUUCAAUUGCAUUAGGUCAAUUACCAUCAGCAAUUAAUAAUCCAGUAUCUCAACAAUCACAAGCUUUUAGUAGUGAUUUUGGUAGUUCAACAUUUUUAAACCAACCAACAAUUCUUUCACCACAAACUGCACCAAUUAAUUUAUUUAAUGGAGUUUCGACGGCUAAUCCAAUAUCAAAUGUUUUACCAUUAAGUAAUAGCAAUUCGAUGUCCCCAUGGUCAGCAAAAUCAAGAUUAAAUUCAGUUUCUAAUAAUUCAGCACCACCUUUCUUAUCACAACCAAGUUCAGAUGGUCAAGCACAACAACAACCACCACCACCACCAAUAAAUCAACAACCACAGCCACCACAUCCGCAAUUACCACAACUUCAUCAAAAUUCUCAAUCUCAAACUAAGUUCAGUCCAUUUAAUUCAUUUGAUGAUCCCACUGUUAAUGAUCCAUUUAUGCCAACCCCGUUAAGUGGAACUUCAAAUAUUUGGAAAUCAAAUGCCGCACCUGCACCGUCUGCUGCAACAGCUCCAAGAAAUAAUUCAAUUUGGGGUAAUACUUCUACUAAUGCAGCAACACCAGCUGAUUCAUCAUUUUUAAAUUCAAAUUUAAAAUCAAAUUCAUUCUGGAGUAACAACAAUACUAAUAAUAAUAACGGUGGAGGUAAUACAUUACUUAAUAAUUUGAAUAAUACUACAACCACCACUAAUGGAGUUAAUCAAAAUGAAAUCGAAUUAAUUCAAUCAACUACCUUUAAUUGUUAUCAAUUAUUAUCGAGUUCAAAUCAAUUAGAAUUUGGAGUUGCACCAUUAGUUUCAAUUUUCCAAAAUGUUCAAACAGUGACAAACAAACCUCAAUUAUCAAUAAAUCAAUUUUUAAGUUGUUGUCAAUCAAAUUCAAUUUAUCAAUUUGAUUUCAUAUAUGAUGAAUUUGGUUCAGUAUCUCAUUUGAAAGUUGGUCUAACUCCUAAUUUUAUCAGAUCAUCACCAUCAAGUAUACCAACAAAUUUAAAUAAUCAAUUACCUUCUUCAACAACACCCCAACAACAACAUCAACAAUUACAACAACCACAAUUUAAAUCGCAAUCGAAUUUUAGUUUAGGACAAAAUGUUGUACCACCUCCUCCACCUGGAUUUAAAAAAAAUUCACCACCUGGUUUAUUUAAUGAUAAUCAAUUGUUAAGUACUAUAAAUGAAUUAAAUAAUAAUCAAUCGGUACAAAAUAAUGGAUUUAAUAAUGGUAUUUGGAAUUGA
Molecule: messenger RNA, 4101 nt
Organism: Lodderomyces jiufengensis
Lineage: Eukaryota; Fungi; Ascomycota; Pichiomycetes; Serinales; Debaryomycetaceae
Exons: 1
Coding region: 1-4101 (1366 amino acids)
Source: RefSeq, a predicted model, not a curated record